This is a messenger RNA of Cataglyphis hispanica, 899 nucleotides long. RefSeq lists its product as uncharacterized. The record is from RefSeq and is a predicted model, not a curated record. The transcript has 2 exons. NCBI's taxonomy places the organism in Eukaryota, Metazoa, Arthropoda, Insecta, Hymenoptera, Formicidae. Bases 309 to 683 code for a protein of 124 amino acids.
GCAACAAAAUAAGGAACAACGUAGUACGCCCAGGAUAGAUCACGAUGUGUAUCAUAUGCAUUUGGUUUACCAGGUUAAUUAUCACCUAUCGUAGAACGUCAUUGUAUAAUUAGCGUGCUCUGGUUUGACGUCAUUGUUUCAUAUAAAUACCGAAUGCUCGAUCUCGGUCACCAUAAAGUCGCGAGAGAGCUAUCCUGCCGCGCCUAUUAUACUCUUAUAGGAAACGCUUCGUGUCGGCUUGCUUCGAACAGAAGCGAUCGUUAUUUCCUUGCGAAGAAUCGCCGAUAAUUCGAGAUUUCCAAUAUAAAAUGAUGCCUGCCAAAUUCAUUGUCUUCGCUUUACUGUUUGUCACCUGCUCUUAUGCCUCACCCCUAAGGAUGGCGACGAUGUAUGGUUCUUUUUUUGCCGUACCAAUAUUUAUUGAGGACUUCGAUGCAACUCAGGCGGCGAUAGACGAAGAACCAAUAUAUCUAUUAAAUGACGAUUCUAACAAUAAGAUUGAGAAUGACACCGAGAACUCUUUUGACGUUGAAAAACGCAGCAUCGAGGAAACAAAUGAUAAUGAUAAUGAUCUCGAAACUGCAGCUGGUACCAAUCUUCUUCGUCCUCUAUUCGUCUAUCGUCAGCAGGUCGCGUAUCGACAGCGCGCCAGAGAUGCCAUUCGACGAGGCAGGCGAAUAUAAACAAAGUAAGGAAGAAUCAAUUUGCAAAAUAAAGCUUGCUGUUUGAAGAUAUUUACAAACACGUUCGUGAAAAAAGAACGCAAGUUUAAUGACAAAACGGAAGUACGAAAAUUUGAAAAGCGGGAACGUAUGAAGUUGUACUCUUGCCGGACCAGCGAGAUUUACAGUUAAAAAAAAAGAAAAUAAAAAAUAAAAAAAAAACAAAUCAAAAAGAAA